Messenger RNA from Pipistrellus kuhlii (Kuhl's pipistrelle), 1126 nucleotides. It is a transcript of the gene UXT, whose product is annotated as ubiquitously expressed prefoldin like chaperone. The record is from RefSeq and is a predicted model, not a curated record. NCBI's taxonomy places the organism in Eukaryota, Metazoa, Chordata, Mammalia, Chiroptera, Vespertilionidae. Gene Ontology annotation, molecular function: transcription corepressor activity. The transcript is spliced from 6 exons. Gene Ontology annotation, biological process: negative regulation of transcription by RNA polymerase II. The coding region runs from base 94 to 639 and encodes 181 amino acids.
CCCGCCCCGCCCGGCUGUUUGAUUGGCCCGCGCCCUGUUCGUACGUCAUUCAGCCGCGCCACCCGGAAGCCAUGGUUCCUACCAACCUUUCUUAUGGCCGGCGGCUCUAAGGAGCCCAUCAUGGCGACGCCCCCCAAGCGGCGGGCCCUGGAAGACACGGGGGAGAAAGUGCUGCGCUACGAAGCCUUCGUCUCGGACGUGCUGCAGCGGGACCUGCGAAAGGUACUGGACCAUCGUGACAAGGUAUAUGAGCAGCUGUCCAAAUACCUUCAACUGAGAAAUGUGAUUGAGCGUCUCCAGGAGGCCACACACUCGGAGUUAUGCAUGCAGGUGGAUUUGGGCUGUAAUUUCUUCGUUGACACAGUUGUCUCAGACACCUCCCGGAUCUACGUGGCCCUGGGAUAUGGCUUUUUCCUGGAGUUGACACUGGCAGAAGCUCUCAAGUUUAUUGACCGUAAGAGCAACCUCCUCACCGAGGCCUCAGAGAACUGCAAGGCCUGCAGGACAUCCCUGAGGAGCCUCACCAUUGACUGCCUCCCCCCUCUCCCGACAUUAAAGAGUCUAAAUGCCUUUUUUGAGUCACAUGGCCCUUCAUUUCCCCCCUACCCCCCACUGUUUGCUAAGGUGCCCUGUGUCUGAAGCACAAAGUGACUAGAGCGCGGAGAUCCGGUCUGUGAGGACUCUUUGAAGCACCCCUGAAGUCCUGCCUCCAGCCUGAUACCUGGCAGCAUUUGCUACUAGACUUACUGCUCUGCCCUCUCUGCCGUUGUCUUGGCAACCUGGCCCUCCACCUGACCAUUUUUUUUUUUUUUUAAUCUUGGGCACUACUCUUUUAAUUACGAUAGCGAAUGGGCCAAUUCAGGGCGGAGGUUUGUUCCCAGGGCAAUCGGCCUUUCACUCGUGGCCCCGAGGUUUUUACCCCUCUCCCACAUCCUGAUCAUUCCUCAGGAACCUUAAAUUACAACCAUGCCUGGCUCGCCCUAAAUUGGCCUCACGGCUGCUUCUAAAUAGUUCAGUUUCCACCAGUGGGCAUGGAGCCAGAUCCCGCCCUCCGUGGUCCCGCCCUUCGUCUAGGUUCUGUCCAGCUUCCAAUAAAUACAGAGCCAAGUUCAACCCCUUUAUAACU